Messenger RNA from Polypterus senegalus (gray bichir), 4361 nucleotides. Its product is annotated as poly [ADP-ribose] polymerase tankyrase-2. Gene Ontology annotation, cellular component: cytoplasm. The coding region runs from base 520 to 4035 and encodes 1171 amino acids. Gene Ontology annotation, biological process: innate immune response. NCBI's taxonomy places the organism in Eukaryota, Metazoa, Chordata, Cladistia, Polypteriformes, Polypteridae. The transcript has 27 exons. The record is from RefSeq and is a predicted model, not a curated record. Gene Ontology annotation, molecular function: protein binding; NAD+ poly-ADP-ribosyltransferase activity.
UUUGAGGACUGGUAGUCUAACCGCGUUGGUCAACUGUUUCGGAUCUGGUUGCACCACCGCGUCAUGUGAUGCGGCCAAGCGCGCCGCCUCGCUCAGGUAGAACGCUGAGCUUGGAGGAAAAGCGCUUUCUAUUAUGAGUGGAUUUUUACUUUUAAAUUACCGAUGUGUUUAUCGUAUAUGGGACUGUAAUUAUGACGCAGAAGGACUGUGAGGAAAUAAAAAGGAUUAAUAAACUAUUCUUCAGGCUACGAAUCUUCUUCUACGCUUGUUUCAGUGGCUGACCGGAGUAGCAAUUAAUCCGCCUGAGAUUGAUUUUCCCCCAAUCUUAACGUGUGAGGCAUUUACAUUUUCUAUUCCACACUGAGCUGCCCACCGCAGCUCAUUUUUCAUUCUUUAGUCCAUGCUCUCUUCACGUCGGUAAUUAUUGGGCGCUGUCCUUUACACCGGCUUGCAUCGGUACGUGAGCCGGCGGACCCACGAUCUCACUUUGUUGGUGAGUAUCUCACUGCAGAUUCGGGGAUGUCGGCCCGGCGGUGUCCGGGUGCUCUGACUACCAGUUUGGGCUUGCCUCUCACGGGCGGAGAGGCAACAGUGAGCGGAGAGCCGUCAAGGGAACUGUUCGAGGCCUGCCGGAACGGAGACGUGGAGCGAGUGAAGAAACUAGUGAACUCCGAAAAUGUGAAUAGCAGGGACACGGCUGGCCGGAAAUCUACACCCCUUCACUUCGCUGCAGGAUUUGGUCGGAAGGAUGUUGUUGAUUAUUUACUUCAGAGUGGUGCUAAUGUCCAUGCACGUGAUGAUGGAGGCCUUAUCUCACUUCAUAAUGCUUGCUCUUUUGGACAUGCUGAAGUUGUGAGUCUGUUGUUACGACAUGGGGCUGACCCAAAUUCAAGAGACAACUGGAACUACACACCUCUACAUGAGGCUGCAAUCAAGGGAAAGAUUGAUGUCUGCAUAGUUCUUUUACAACAUGGUGCAGAUCCAACAAUUCGCAAUACAGAUGGAAGAACUGCAUUAGAUCUGGCAGAGCCAUCCGCUAAAGCAGUACUCACUGGUGAAUACAAGAAGGAUGAACUACUUGAAAGUGCAAGGAGUGGGAAUGAAGAAAAGAUGAUGGCCCUUCUUACACCAUUAAAUGUGAAUUGCCAUGCCAGUGAUGGUAGAAAGUCUACCCCUUUGCAUCUGGCUGCAGGAUAUAACCGAGUGAAAAUAGUGCAGCUGUUGUUACAACAUGGUGCUGAUGUGCUUGCAAAAGAUAAAGGGGAUUUAGUACCGCUUCACAAUGCCUGUUCUUAUGGACAUUAUGAAGUCACUGAACUUUUAGUUAAGCAUGGUGCUUGUGUCAAUGCAAUGGAUCUCUGGCAGUUCACACCACUGCAUGAAGGAGCCUCUAAGAAUAGGGUGGAAGUCUGUUCCUUGUUGCUUAGUUAUGGUGCUGAUCCAACUCUAUUAAACUGCCACAAUAAAAGUGCUAUUGACCUGGCUCCUACUCCACAAUUAAAGGAACGGUUAGCAUAUGAAUUCAAGGGUCACACUUUACUUCAAGCAGCAAGGGAAGCUGAUGUUGCGCGGCUCAAAAAACAUCUUUCUUUAGAAAUAGUAAAUUUUAAACAUCCACAAACUCAUGAAACAGCUUUGCAUUGUGCUGCUGUUUCUCCAUAUCCCAAGAGAAAGCAAGUGUGUGAGUUGCUUAUACGGAAAGGAGCAAAUGUAAAUGAAAAAACAAAAGAUUUUCUUACACCUCUUCACUUGGCUUCUGAACAAUCACAUAAUGAUGUCAUUGAAGUUCUUGUGAAACAUGAAGCAAAGGUAAAUGUUUUAGACAACCUUGGACAGACAGCACUUCACAGGGCAGCUCACUGUGGACACCUACAAACCUGUCGCUUACUGCUAAAUUCUGGGUGUGAUCCAUUAAUAGUUUCACUGCAGGGCUUUUCAGCCUCACAAAUGGGCAAUGAAAGCAUUCAGCAAAUACUUCAAGAAGGAGUUGUAAUCGGAAACUCUGAUGCUGAUCGCCAGCUGCUUGAAGCUGCAAAGUCUGGAGAUUUGGAAGUUGUCAAGAACCUUUGCACUCUCCAGAAUGUGAACUGCAGAGAUAUUGAAGGACGACAGUCAACACCCCUUCACUUUGCUGCAGGAUACAACAGAGUUGCAGUUGUUGAAUACUUGUUAGAGCAUGGUGCUGAUGUACAUGCUAAAGAUAAGGGUGGUCUGGUUCCACUGCACAAUGCUUGUUCUUAUGGCCAUUAUGAAGUUGCCGAACUUCUCGUCACACAUGGUGCAGUGGUGAAUGUAGCAGACUUGUGGAAGUUUACUCCUCUUCAUGAAGCUGCAGCAAAAGGAAAAUAUGAAAUCUGCAAAUUACUGCUCCAGCAUGGUGCAGACCCUACCAAAAAGAAUCGUGAUGGUAACACUCCACUUGACCUUGUUAAAGAUGGAGAUACUGACAUUCAGGACUUGUUGAGAGGUGAUGCUGCUUUAUUGGAUGCUGCCAAAAAAGGCUGUUUGGCAAGAGUCAAGAAGCUCUGUAGCCCUGAAAAUGUCAACUGCCGAGAUACACAAGGCAGACACUCUACUCCUUUACAUUUAGCAGCUGGAUAUAACAACUUAGAGGUGGCAGAAUAUCUACUACAGCAUGGUGCUGAAGUAAAUUCACAAGACAAAGGAGGUCUCAUACCGCUGCAUAAUGCUGCCUCAUAUGGUCAUGUGGAUGUGGCAGCUUUACUGAUCAAAUACAACGCAUGUGUGAAUGCCACUGAUAAAUGGGCCUUUACUCCCUUACAUGAGGCAGCCCAGAAAGGAAGGACCCAGCUGUGUGCCUUAUUGCUCGCGCAUGGUGCUGACCCAACUCUGAAAAACCAAGAAGGACAGUCAACACUGGAUCUUGUAACGGCGGAUGAUGUCCGAGCCUUGCUGACAGCAGCAAUGCCACCUUCUGCACUGCCUUCAUGUUAUAAACCUCAAGUUAUCAAUGUAUCAGCUGCAUCAGGAGUGGCUCCUACAGCAUUAUCAUCUAUUCCAUCUAGUCCAGCUAAUCUUUCUGCAGCCACCAGCCUUGACAAUCUCACAGGAACAUUUCCAGAACUGCCUUCCAUUAUUAGUGGAAAUGGGGCAGAUGGUGCUGUAGGUCUAGAGAAGAAGGAAGAUGUUACAGGAAUAGACAUCAGCAUUAACCAGUUUUUGAAGAAUCUUAGUCUUGAACAUCUUUCAGAAAUCUUUGAAAGAGAGCAGAUUACAUUGGAUGUUUUGGUGGAAAUGGGACAUAAAGAACUUAAAGAAAUUGGCAUCAAUGCAUAUGGCCAUCGUCAUAAAAUCAUCAAAGCAGUUGAAAGAUUAAUUGCAGGGCAACAAGGUUUCAAUCCUUAUUUAACAAUUAACACCUCAAACAGUGGGACAAUCUUAAUUGACUUAGCACCAGAUGAUAAAGAGUUCCAGUCUGUGGAAGAGGAGAUGCAGAGUACAAUAAGAGAACACAGGGAUGGAGGACAUGCUGGAGGGGUAUUUAACCGAUACAACAUUUUAAAGAUACAAAAAGUGUGCAAUAAAAAGCUUUGGGAAAGGUAUAGUCAUCGAAGAAAAGAAGUUUCAGAAGAAAACCAUAAUCAUUCUAAUGAAAGAAUGCUAUUUCAUGGAUCUCCAUUUGUGAAUGCAAUUAUUCAUAAAGGAUUUGAUGAAAGACAUGCAUAUAUUGGAGGAAUGUUUGGUGCUGGUAUUUAUUUUGCAGAAAACUCGUCCAAAAGUAACCAAUAUGUUUAUGGUAUCGGUGGUGGAACAGGGUGCCCAUUGCAUAAAGACAGGUCUUGCUAUGUUUGCCAAAGACAUUUGCUGUUUUGUCGUGUGACACUGGGAAAGUCCUUUUUGCAGUUUAGUGCCAUGAAAAUGGCCCAUUCACCUCCUGGCCAUCAUUCAGUUACUGGCAGGCCCAGUGUUAAUGGAUUGGCUUUGGCGGAGUAUGUUAUUUACAGGGGAGAGCAGGCUUACCCAGAAUAUUUAAUCACAUAUCAGAUAAUGAAGCCAGAACCUCCAGUGGAGUGAUUAAAGAAAGAAGAAUUUAAAACAGUGAACAUGAUAGAGGAACAGACUGUAAAUAUCAACCUCAAAGUUACCCUUCUGACAAGGCUCCCUUACAUGUUGCAUGAUAAACUUACUUUGGUGGAAUAUACAUUUUUUUUUCUUGUCCAAAAAACUGUUUUCAGUUUCAGCACUUUAAUAACUGACAUCAUUCCUUCAUCGUAUGAAUGUAUAUUUACACUAACGGAGAGCCUUUGCACAUGAAAUUGUUCAUUGUUUAUAAUUAAAUAAAUUGCGUCCGUUUCUAACAGUAAUAAUGCAGGAUCUCUUUAUUUGUAAAAAAAAAAAAA